Messenger RNA from Cydia pomonella (codling moth), 1482 nucleotides. Its product is annotated as histidine-rich glycoprotein-like. The transcript has a single exon. The record is from RefSeq and is a predicted model, not a curated record. The coding region runs from base 671 to 1396 and encodes 241 amino acids. Lineage: Eukaryota; Metazoa; Arthropoda; Insecta; Lepidoptera; Tortricidae.
GAAUAAUAAUAUCAAGUUUUAAAUUAUGUGUUAUCCCUUUCUUACAAAUACAUAAGUCAAAAUGACAGAUAAAGACAAACGAUUCUUAGCUAAUUCAGGCCUGUAAGGCGUUUAUGAAUAACGCCAUUAAUGUACAGCCAAGUUACACACUGAGACUAGAAUAGUUUUUUAUUAUUUUUAAUUAUAUUAUGUCAUUUCAAUUUAUAUUAUUCCUAGAAAUAUAUGUGUUAAAAGUGCUGGCAAUUAUUGAAAUAACACCCUAUCUGCGUGCUGUCUGCCUCUACCUUUAAUGAAUAUAUUUUCCUGGAGCUCUCCCUUUCCUGAGGGGUGCAAUAAAGAGUAUUCUAUCUAUCUAUCUAUUACACGAAAACUUUUACACCAAAUAAAAGAUUAUUUAUUAAAUUAAAUUGGAUUUCUUUGAAUCAGUACUAUUUACAGUAACCGAAGAUAUAAUUUUGAAACGCAUUAAUGGAGACAAUAUUAUAGCGACACCUAUUACGUCUAAGACACAUUGAACCUAAAGUUAAUUGACUUACGAACUCGCGCGGACAUUACCUUGACAUUAAAACGAUCAAUCAAAGAGUAUUGCAAUAGUAUAUAAGGCUAGAGAAAACCGUAACAGGUAUCAUUUGGCAAUCAUUGCCCAACAGAACCAGGAGCACAGGAAACCAUGAGAGCAAUCACGCUGGUGUGUCUCGCGGUAGCCGUGGCGGCCGUGGCGGCGCGGGAUCCGCGCUACAAGAGGAACGCGGACCUUGAGGAGGCGGCUUCCCAUCACUGGGAGAAGGGUGGCGGCGGCGAGCACCACGGCGACCACCACCACGAGCAUGGCGGCGCCGGCGAGAAGGGCUACAAGGGCCACCACGAGCACGAGCACGGCAAGAAGGGACACUCCCACCACGAGGGCCACAAGGGCCACUACGGCGAACACGGCGGCCACAAAAAGCACCACCAUCACGACGACGGCUACUAUGACGAGCACCACCACGGAGAAAAGGGAGAAAAAGGACACGGCUUCGAAGAAAAGGGACACUACCAUAAGGGACACUCCACCAAGGGCCAUCAUGGUAUACACAAAAUAGACGAGUUCAAGAAGGACAAGCACUUCCACGACAAACACGGCGAGUCUGGCUUCGAAGAGGGCUACGGUGGUCACCACCACGAGGGCGGACACGAGAAGGGCGGUCACUUCCACAAGGGACACAAGGAGGGCGGCCACCAUGAGCACCACCACGGCAAGAAGGGCCACCAUGAGGAGGGAGGACACCACCACGACCACAAGGGACACCACGACGAGGGCGGCCACCACGAGCACUGGGGACACCAUGAGGGACACGGCAGCAAGGGCGGACACGAAGACCACAAAGGCUGGGACUGGAAGAAGGGCCACAAAUAAGUUACCUUUAAUUGUUUAAUUGCUCGCGCAUUUGUUUUUGUUAAUGUUUUGUGAUACGGAAUGAAAUAAAUUAUUUAAACAUUUUA